AUGAUAGAGCCGGACGCCAAAGCACCCAAACCAAACACGGAUCGCGAUGAGCAGGCUCCGGAGCCCAACGCAAAUACAAUCAAAACAAUCACAGAUCAAUAUGUCUUUGAGCUCGCCAUGCCUGACUUCCUAAAGAAGCGAGACGCAAAAGAUCCAGAAUCCUUAGACUGGGAAAGUGAUGGCUGCACCUACGUCUUCGAUAAUCCCUUAGGCUUCUCCUUUGUGAAUGGAUGCUACCGUCAUGACUUCGCCUACCGCAACUAUAAGGCUCAGGACCGUUUUACUGAGACUGCAAAAGACAUCAUCGAUCAGAAAUUCCUCUUUGACUUUAGAGGAACUCGAAAGGCCGGCAUGAUCCCAGGAGCAAACGCCACCAGCACUGAGUCGCCUGGGAAGCUAUCAGGAGCCAGCGCCGAGUCACCUGUAAAGACAGCUUGA
Molecule: messenger RNA, 438 nt
Organism: Hirsutella rhossiliensis
Lineage: Eukaryota; Fungi; Ascomycota; Sordariomycetes; Hypocreales; Ophiocordycipitaceae
Product: prokaryotic phospholipase a2 domain-containing protein
Exons: 2
Coding region: 1-438 (145 amino acids)
Biological process (GO): phospholipid metabolic process; arachidonate secretion
Molecular function (GO): A2-type glycerophospholipase activity
Source: RefSeq, a predicted model, not a curated record